ACAUAGGUGGCGAUGAUGCGCCUUGGCGCUAGAUACAACCACCGUAAAACGUAGGAAGCAGAAGACGAAGAAGAAUACCAACGAAGUAGAAGGAACCAAAGCAGAAAUGGCGUCGCUGAAUGACAAGUCGAUUUGGGAUGAAGUGGAGGAUGGAAUUGGCGAGGAGGUCUUGAAAAUGUCUACUGAGGAGAUAGUGCAGAGAACCCGUCUCCUGGACAGUGAAAUAAAGAUCAUGAAGAGUGAGGUGCUCAGAGUCACUCAUGAGCUCCAGGCUAUGAAAGACAAAAUCAAAGAGAACACAGAGAAGAUAAAAGUCAACAAAACUCUGCCUUACCUGGUUUCUAAUGUCAUCGAGCUGCUAGAUGUGGACCCUAACGACCAGGAAGAAGAUGGAGCCAACAUUGACCUGGACUCUCAGAGGAAAGGAAAAUGUGCCGUUAUUAAAACCUCCACCAGACAGACAUACUUCCUUCCUGUCAUUGGUCUGGUUGAUGCAGAGAAACUGAAACCUGGAGAUCUGGUGGGGGUUAAUAAGGACUCCUACCUCAUCCUGGAGACUCUCCCUACAGAGUAUGACUCCAGAGUAAAGGCCAUGGAAGUGGACGAGAGGCCAACUGAACAAUACAGCGACAUCGGAGGACUGGACAAACAAAUCCAAGAGUUGGUAGAGGCCAUUGUUCUGCCUAUGAACCAUAAGGAGAAGUUUGAGAAUCUGGGGAUCCAGCCUCCUAAAGGAGUUCUGAUGUACGGACCUCCUGGAACUGGAAAGACUCUGCUGGCCAGAGCAUGUGCAGCUCAGACCAAGGCGACCUUCCUGAAGCUGGCUGGGCCACAGCUGGUGCAGAUGUUUAUUGGCGAUGGAGCCAAGCUGGUCAGAGACGCCUUCGCCCUAGCAAAAGAGAAAGCUCCGUCCAUCAUCUUCAUCGAUGAGCUGGACGCAAUCGGCACCAAGAGGUUUGACAGUGAGAAGGCAGGAGACAGAGAGGUCCAGAGGACCAUGUUAGAACUGCUGAACCAGUUGGAUGGGUUCCAGCCCAACAUGCAGGUCAAGGUGAUAGCAGCGACAAACAGAGUGGACAUUUUGGACCCUGCUCUGCUGCGUUCUGGACGUUUGGACCGUAAGAUUGAAUUUCCCAUGCCCAACGAAGAGGCUCGAGCCAGGAUCAUGCAGAUCCACUCCCGCAAGAUGAACGUCAGUCCUGAUGUGAACUAUGAAGAACUUGCCCGCUGCACAGAUGACUUCAAUGGAGCUCAGUGUAAAGCUGUGUGUGUAGAGGCUGGGAUGAUAGCGUUGCGUCGUGGGGCAACCGAGUUGAACCAUGAGGAUUACAUGGAGGGAAUCCUGGAGGUCCAGGCAAAGAAGAAGGCCAACCUGCAGUACUACGCCUGAGCUGUGUGUGUCUGUCUGGUGGUGUAUUUCCAAGAUCAUCAAUAAAUGAAAAAAAAGUCCUCUUG
Molecule: messenger RNA, 1455 nt
Organism: Lampris incognitus (smalleye Pacific opah)
Lineage: Eukaryota; Metazoa; Chordata; Actinopteri; Lampriformes; Lampridae
Gene: psmc3
Product: proteasome 26S subunit, ATPase 3
Exons: 12
Coding region: 107-1390 (427 amino acids)
Biological process (GO): proteasome-mediated ubiquitin-dependent protein catabolic process
Cellular component (GO): proteasome regulatory particle, base subcomplex
Molecular function (GO): ATP binding; proteasome-activating activity; ATP hydrolysis activity
Source: RefSeq, a predicted model, not a curated record